This is a messenger RNA of Lactuca saligna, 627 nucleotides long. NCBI's taxonomy places the organism in Eukaryota, Viridiplantae, Streptophyta, Magnoliopsida, Asterales, Asteraceae. The record is from the annotation of a GenBank genome assembly.
AUGAGAAAUGCCAGAAUAGAAGUGGUGAAGAUCUUAUGUAAUCUUGAGUUGAUAUAUCCUCCACCAUUUUUCGACAUAAUGAUUCAUCUUAUUCUUCAUUUACCUGAUGAAACCGUUCUUGGAGGGCCUGUACACAUGAGAUGGAUGUAUCCUUUUGAAAGAUAUAUGAAAAAACUUAAAAAUUAUGUCAGAAACAAAGCCAAACCAAAAGGCUUAAUAGUAGAGGGUUAUGUUGCAGACGAAGCUUUGACAUUUUGCUCUAUGUAUCUUGAGGGUAUGCAAACUAAAUUCAACCGUGCUGAUAGAAAUGAUGAUCCUGGCCUUCCAAAAAGGCAAUUUUUUGUCUUUUCAUCACAAUGUCGAACAAUGUCGGCUAAGAAAAUCGUUGAACUUUGUAACGAGGCCAAAAAACCAUUACAUUGGUAUGUAGUAAACAAUUGCGAUGAGGAUGAGAUAAGAAGCUAUAAAUCUGAAUUGAAAUUAGAAUUGCCUGAAAGUGAUUUCAAAAAGGAAUUUCCUUCAUGGUUCAAAGAAAAGGGGUUGGUAUAUGGUUCGUUGCGUGCAUAUUCAUACACUGCAUGCAUAGUAAAUGGUGUCCGAUUUGUCAUGAAUAGUCGUGAUCUCUGA